AGAAGCACAUUCCAAAAACACCCACUCACACAACAUGUUGCUAUCGAUUUGGCAUCGUAUGGUUUUCAAAGGAUCGUAUGAAGAAUUAAAGGAUAAUCUUUUCUAAAUUCUCUAAAACUAUCUUUACUUUACUUUAUCUUCAACCUAAAGGAUGAAGAAACAAACCCUUCUAUUUUUAAUACUAAAUAUGGUAUAAAUUCGUACUUGUUAUGUAAACCAUAUCUCAACUCCAUUUUUUUUUCUCUCUCAGUCAUGAUCAUGAGCUUGUUUCAUCAUCAAGAACCAUCAAACCACUCCAAGAAAUACAGAUUCCUCAAGGAUGCUCUUGCAACCUGCCAUACUUUCUGCAGAAAGAUUUCUUCUCAAAGCCUAGAGCAACAAGAUGAUCAUGGUGACGAUGAUGAUGUUGAUUACGAUGACGAACAAGAAAUUUUUGUUUCAGCAGUUCUAAGCAAAUACAAGGAGUCAAAAUCAAAGAGGAAGGUUGGGCUAACAGUCGAUAGUUUCAUAUGGGAGUUCGAGUUUGAGCUUGGUCUCGGUUUCUCUCCAACCGAACCACCUCCCAAAAGAAAGGAAAUACAACAUGCAUAUGCAAGUAAUGUAGAAGACCACAGGGAUGAUGAAUUCUACUCUCCUUGCAGCCAUCUUUCUCGGUGCUCAAGUGCAACAACUGCAGAAGCAUUCAUGUCUGUAAAAACAAAUCUUUCUCGAUGCUCGAGCAUGAGUCGUUUCGAGUUCCCAGUGUUUAGGAGAAGACAGCGGUCGAUGUUUCUGGAACUUUGUCAUUGUGAGGGGUGGCCUUUUGGUCUGUGCAGGAAGGCUCUUCUUGUUCCACCUCUUCCUAAAUCACCAUCUGAAUCUUGGAAGUGGCGUAAAUCCACCAGACUUGUUAAGAUUCCUUGAUUCCUAGUAAUAUUAUCAGGGUUUUUUUUUUUAAUUGAGAAUAAAGCUGAUGAUGGUCGAAUGUUAUUCAAUGAUAGCAUAGAUCAUAAACUUGCAUAUAUCAUGUAUGUAGUUUCGAAUCUAAGAUUUUUUGAGACAGUUAUUGAUUUUCGAAUGACUUAAUUUUGUGCA
Helianthus annuus (common sunflower) is the source of this 1074-nucleotide messenger RNA. RefSeq lists its product as uncharacterized. Lineage: Eukaryota; Viridiplantae; Streptophyta; Magnoliopsida; Asterales; Asteraceae. The transcript has 2 exons. The record is from RefSeq and is a predicted model, not a curated record. The coding region runs from base 253 to 903 and encodes 216 amino acids.